AGGAUCCAAAAAAAGCGUUUCGACAGUGACAGAAACUUUGACUCCCAAGCAGCACACAUCAGCACGGGAGGGAAUACGCACACACUCACGGACACGGUUGCGAACUAAGUUCAAAGUGCACAUAUAUACGGGCACGUUUGUGUGCGUCAUCCCCUCUCAAUAUCAUCGGUGCUGUAGGGAAAGAUUUCUGGCCACACUGUGGGAGAGUGAACGAAUGUUACGAUCACUUUUCUUUGAAGCGUACUAAUAAAUGAUCCGUUAUUACUUGACCUUUUGAUUACAAUAUGAGCUAUCGUUACGCGGAUGUUUUGAAGCGAGAGCCGGCCGGAAGGGUUGGCGCCUUGUUUUUAUUUUCUCCGAUUUUCAGAUCCGAGGAGAUGGCUUAGGUUACAACAUGGAUCGCUAAUCCCGGGCAAGUAUGCCCGAAAUCAGCAUUCUCAAAAGUGUAACGCAGUGCAACUUCAGCACUUUCGCGGUAUUUGCACUUCGCGUAGUAUUUCCCAACGCGGUCGAAUUAUUGUUAUCUUAUAAUAAACCUACCGCCUAGCAACGGAGAUGUUAAAUUAUCGUUACAACAACAGAUGUAAUACUUGUAUUACAAUUACUUUGCCCUAUUUAUUGGGUAAGACCGACUUUUAGUUGUACCUAGCAACGGAGGCUAAUACUGUUUAUGUUAGUAUUUAUGUUUAUGUGGGCAGCCAUAACAUAUUGAACUUUAACUUAAUUUUUAAAAAUUAAUUUUUAAAAGGAACUAUAAAAUAUAAUUGCAGUAUAUUUAUAGUAUUUGUGUAUCUCAUUUCAUAGUAUUCUUAAAGCUUUUAUAAAAAAUUGUUCAGAAAAAAUUGUUCAGAGAUAGAGUCGGAAAGUUUCAUUUCGACAUCAUUUAUCCUAAUCUUUUUCUCACUCACUGCAGACUGCUUCUUCGGCCGAUUUACAGAUGCGAAAAUAUCGAGGGAGAUUAUCGGAUGUAGGACGCGCGGCGCUUCGAUUUUUUAAGCAUCAUCUAUCUUCUCGAGCUUUGUUCGCGACAAAUAUGUUUCGCGUGGUCCGAGUGCUGUCCUCGGUAAGCCGUGACAUUGGAAUAGAAAGCGGGCGCAGCUGUUGAAAUGCGCGGUGGUUCGCAUCGAUUUUGAAAUCGCGCGGACGCGAGACUUGGCGCGGCGUGGCGCGAUGAAAACCAUGGAGAACGCAGGAAUGUUGCGCAAACAUUUCAAGCGCCAUUGACGUGACGAAUUCAAUAGCUUCACACCGGGGAAACAUUUGAGUUGCCGGUCACACGCGAGAAAACGCAUACGAUCUAUUAUUAAUGCCGUUCAUGGUCUCGUCGAUACACGGAUUAAUAAUUCCAAUUACGCAGAGAAAGAGAGGGAAAUGGGAGCUCAUUACGUGGAAUCUGCGUUAGAAUAUUCUCUGUGAUUUACCAGCUUUUUCACAUCAACGACGAGAACGAGUUUAUGGAAUGGAUGGAAAGCUGAGAGUCGCAUUAGUCUGGAACAGACAAUUCAAAAAAUGUGUGUGAGUGUGUGUGAGAGAGAAAGAGGGAAAUGUGGUUGGAGUAAAAAUGACAUUGGUAAUAAUUAAGUAUUUUUUUAAAUUAUUUAUAUGAUAGCUUCUUUUCCUUUCUUUCAGUUAUGGUUGCGUGCGAUGUUUAUUUAUGAAUUCGAUUGAAUGCACUAGUGCACAACCAAUUUAUAUAUAAAUUAUAAAUUUACCAAUUUAUUUUAAGAUCGUUAUUAUAAUCUGUUCUUAUAUUUAAGAUUGUCUUAAAUCUGUCUCUGGAUGUUUCGUAGACAAUGAAACAAUUUGUACAGCAUCUGAAGAUGAUCUUAUAUUACCCUUAUCAUAAGAGAAACAUAAGAUCCUCCGUUCCUUUUGUAUCGUUUCGCUGUUGUUUCUAUUUCGUUGCAUUUAAAAGUAUGCAAUACUGUUCGCCUAACACGUACUUCUGUAAUCCUUAUGCAAGAGAAACAGAGUAUCUUCUUUAAAAGUACAGAGUAUCUUCUUUAAAAGCGGUUGGUAUUAUUUUUUUAUUCUUUUUUUUUAGAAAUAUAGAUAUAAAGAGAUUUAUUAACUACUUACUUGCUAUGUUUAUGUGUGCUAAGAUUCAAUAAAACUUUAACAUUUAGUAAAUCAAAUUUCACUAAACUUUUCAAUUCGUUUUUUACGUGUCUGUACGUAAUGUGAUAUAUUAAACUGUUAAAAUGAUGGAUUGACCAAAUAAUCAAUAGCCAUAAUGUAAACGCAUAAGACUAAGAUUGUUGAUGUGAAUUAUUAGAAAAACUAAUGAAUUUUGACUUAGUAAAUGUUAAAACUUUAUUGAAGCUUAGAUUUGUAUUAAUAGUCGUUACUUUUGAAACUUAUUUCAAACAGAACAUUAAGAUCUGAAUUUAGAGAUAAAUGCAAAUUCUUUAAUUAAGUCGUGAUUACAAGUAUAUUGUGUGUGUCAUACAUAUAUUAUAAGAUUUAACCGGAAAAGUCAGAUCUGAUUCUAAAUUCAAAUCUUAACUAACAAGUUCCAAGUAUAACGACUGUUAAUAUAGAUCUUAGACGCAUAUUAAUAGUUAUUAUUUAAAACUAGUCUCAAGUAAGAUAUUUAAAUUUAAAUUCAGAGUUUGCUGGGUUUUUUAGUUGAAAUGCGCGCGAAUUACAAAUAUAUAAAUGCCACAUAUAUCAUAAUGCAACUUGAAUCUAACUCUGAAUAAAAACCUAAUAUCUCACAUGAGACAAAUUUUAGAUAAGAAUAUGUUAAUAUUAUAACAUAAUGUUAAUUUAGAUGAUAAUAUACAUGUUUAGAUGAUAAUAUACAUGUCUAAUAUAAAUGUUAGACCAGUAUUUGAAACAUUAUGAAGUCAUUAAAUUGAAACUUAUCUCAAGUGGAAUACUCAGAUCAGAUCUGAUUUUAGAGUUAGGUUUGAGUUUUUUACUUGAAUCAUAUAAUAUAUGUAACAUUACAUUUGUAACUGUGAAAAACUCACAUCUAACUCUAAAUUCCAAUCUGAGUAUCUUACUUGAGACAUAUUUUAAGUAACGACUAUUAUUAAUAUAUAGAGCUAGAUGUGAAUUUUUCAGUGUUAUAUCUAGCUCCAAUUUUAAAUCUGAGUAUCUCACUUGAGACAAGUUUCAAAUAAUGACUAUUAAUAUGGAUGUAUUUUACGUGAGAUAUCUUUUGUUCUCUUCUGCAAUAUAAAAAAUCUGUAUAAAAGUACUAUCAGAAUUCUCUCGUUUCGACAUUCACGAAAAUAGAACAUAGUUUUACUAGCGCCCGGUCGAUUAAGUGUUGAGCAUAAUUGUAACAACUACUUAACGAUUUCCGUUUGGACAAUAAUAAUGAAAUACGAAUAUAUUUGAAAUACGAAUAUAGUUGAAUGUUAUGGAACAAAAAUAACGCGUCGAUAAAUCACAUGGAAAAACUGCAGCAACAAAAUUGCAGUCACAAAAGCGCCGAUAAAUUACAAGUCAAGUCGGCCCUGUUAAUAACGCGCCGAUCCCAAAAUUACGCUGGCGAGUUGAGGGCGUCGUAAAAGCGCGCUAAUAAAUGCGAAGUCGGAAUCGCGCCAACGGGUCGCAAUCAAAAGUGCACGCUGAUAAAUUAUAGGACGAAGCUGGUCGCUAACAAUUUGCAAGUCAGAAACCGCGAGACGGCGCAUUCGCGAGCGAAUAAAUCACGCGUCAAAAUUGCCGCAUCGACGACGAUAAAUUGCGAACUAAGGAGUUGACGAUCCAAGGCUCGCACAAAUGAGAGAGAGAGAGAGAGAGAGAGAGAGAGAGAGAGAGAGAGAGAGAACUACAAGAUAUAUGUACGUCGCGCUUCGUUGGCGAUUUUAUCCUCGCUCUCGUGCUGCAAAGAACAAGCGCGACGAGUGAAAGCGACGACGAAAUGACGAAGGCGCUUCUUUUUUCGCUCUCCCGCACUGUCAUCCUGAGUCCAUCCGGAAGAGGAAAGUCCUUUCAACGGCCGACUGGAAAAACAUGGUCCCCGGCUGGCGGCGACGAGGAAAAAGAAGCGACUCUCGGAAGCGAUCGUGCAAUAAAUUCGCGCCGCACUCGCAGGUGCAUCUCAGUGCCCCGUCUCGUCCUCAUCCUUCUAUUCCUGUACGCGUUCCUAGAACCUACUUCUUGUUCCUCGCGCUCGCGUGUACGCGCGCGCGCGCGUGGGACGAUACCGAAAUGACGUCGUCGUUGUCAUCGUCGUCGACGUGUGUCGGCGCAUUGAAGAUACUGUGGCUAAUGCUGACUUUAGUAAUCCUUGUCGAUGCUUCGCCGGUCAAAAAGGUCAGAAGGACUCCGGCUGGUUUUCGAUAUUCCAGAGAUUUGAAAGCAGAGUCCACGGGUCAGGGAGGCGGCGGCGGCAACAAACACUUGGAGGAGGGCAUCGGUACAAAACACGAUGUGGAUCAUCACAACGUACACGGCCACGAUAGCGACAAGGGUUACAAGGUGUUCCACGAGUUCGAGAAGAACGACAAAGGCCACCACGACGAUGAGAAACACGAGCGCAAGUACAAUGUGGAGAACGGCGUGUCGAAAAAGAAGCACGACGAGCUCGGUCAUUAUGAUGAGGUGCAUCACGACGAGGAAGGCGUGAAGAACGCGAAAUUCGGCGAAGAAGGCAAGCACCAGAAGGGAUACAGCACGAAGGGAGAGCACAGCGUAUUCAAGAAGGAUGAAUACGAGAAGAAGCAUGAUUUUUACGAUGAAUACCAUGAAGACGGGGGACACGAGAAGCACGGCGGUUGGCACGAGGAGCACGAGGCCAAGAAGGGCGGUCACGAAAAAACGGGACAUCUGCAAGCUGGGCACCAUGAGGGUCACCACGGCUCGGGGAAGAAAUACGAUGGGGGUCAUCAUCAUCACGAAAAGGGGGGUCACAAAGCGGCCGAUGGGCACAGCAGUCAUCACGAACACGACGAGAAACAUGGCCACAAAGGCGGUUACGCCUCGGGACACAAGUGGUCGCAAUCAAAUCACCGUUGACGAAACGCGACGGAACUUAUCGUUAUGUAAUUGUCACUUGCUUAGUUUUAUUUUACUGGAGAUUUCGCGGAUCAAUCGUGGUUGCGAGUACAUGAUAACGUUGAACGGGGCAUGUCAGACGCGCUAAGCUCGAUGAGGGAGCGUUAUAGUGAUG
This is a messenger RNA of Odontomachus brunneus, 5128 nucleotides long. Its product is annotated as histidine-rich glycoprotein-like. The transcript is spliced from 5 exons. Bases 3970 to 4974 code for a protein of 334 amino acids. NCBI's taxonomy places the organism in Eukaryota, Metazoa, Arthropoda, Insecta, Hymenoptera, Formicidae. The record is from RefSeq and is a predicted model, not a curated record.